UCACGUCCGCCGUAAACAACAAUAAGGAAGUGGAGGGAGAAGUCCGAGGUGCAAAAUGCAGCAUAUGCAAAUACAUUAGAGGCCAUUUGUUGUUGUCGUGUGCAAGUCAGGAUUAUUAUGCAAUAGUUUUUAUUCUUCACAAGCGACAGUGAGUCUGUGCUAGCGAUGGAGGGCUCCAAGUCGUCGAGUACAACCAUGCAGGUCAGCUUCGUGUGUCAGCGGUGCUGUCAGCCGCUCAAACUGGACACCUCCUUCAAUGUGCUCGAUCGAGUCACAAUCCAGGAGCUGAUUGCUCCGUUGGUCACAGUGACUCCCAGCAAGCCGGCUGACAGCACUGAGGGAGGGACAGCACCAGAGGAGACCUUUGUAGAAAACAAGCAAGAUGGAGUGUCAAGAAAAUACAUCCCUCCUGCACGGAUGAUGUCCACAGAGAGUGCAAACAGCUUCACACUGAUUGGAGAAGCAUCUGAUGGUGGCACCAUGGAAAACCUUAGUCGUAGGCUGAAGGUGACCAGUGACCUGUUUGACAUCAUGUCGGGCCAGACGGAUGUGGACCACCCGCUGUGUGAAGAGUGUACUGACACCCUGCUGGACCACCUGGACACACAGCUCAACAUCACAGAGAACGAAUGCCAAAAUUACAAGCAGUGUCUGGAGCUGCUGUCACACCUGCAGGUGGAGGAAGAGGAGACCCUGCUGGCAGAGCUGCAGCAGCUGAAGGAGGAGGAGGAGGCUCUGGUCCAGGAGCUGGAGGCAGUGGAGGACCAGAGGGCUGCUGUGGCCCAAGAACUAACCCAGAGCAGGACGCACUCUCAGCAGCUGGACACGGAGGAGCUACAGUACCAAAAGGAGUACAGCGAGUUUAAACGGCAGCAGCUGGAGCUGGACGACGAGCUGAAGAGUGUUGACAACCAGAUGCGUUACUGUCAGAUUCAGCUAGAUCGCCUAAAAAAGACCAACGUCUUCAAUGCCACAUUUCACAUCUGGCACAGCGGCCAGUUUGGAACAAUCAACAACUUCCGUCUGGGUCGGCUCCCCAGCGUCCCAGUGGAGUGGAAUGAGAUUAACGCAGCCUGGGGGCAGACGGUGCUGCUGCUGCACGCUUUGGCUAACAAAAUGGGGCUGCGCUUCCAGAGAUACCGUCUUGUCCCAUACGGAAACCACUCAUACUUAGAGUCACUGACAGACAAGUCCAAGGAACUUCCUCUGUACUGCUCAGGUGGCCUGAGGUUCUUCUGGGACAAUAAAUUCGACCAUGCCAUGGUGGCCUUUCUGGACUGUGUCCAGCAGUUCAAAGAGGAGGUGGAAAAAGGAGACACAGGAUUCUGCCUUCCAUACAGGAUGGAUGUGGAGAAGGGCAAGAUUGAGGAUACGGGAGGCAGCGGUGGCUCCUACUCCAUCAAAACCCAAUUCAACUCUGAGGAGCAGUGGACAAAGGCACUGAAGUUUAUGCUCACCAACCUGAAGUGGGGACUGGCCUGGGUCACAUCACAGUUCUACAACAGAUAAACCUGCUGGACAAUGCCUUGUAAUGUUUAGUUUUGUAAAGUCAUGUGCCCCUCCGAUAAAUGGAUUUUGAGUGAUUCUUAUUUGGAUACUUGGCCAAAGAAAAUGGUUGUGUCCGCACCAUUUUGCAAGUAUUUUUUUAGGAUUUCUAGUACAAAAAUGCAUGGAGCAAUAUCUAGAUCUUCAGUCCAAAUUGUCAGUUUUUACAUGUUACAAAGUGGAAAUAAUUUCUAUCUAUUUUGCUGCACAAUGCAGAUUAGAAAUUGUGGGACAACGGUGGAAGCUUUGAGGAUUGUAGUCACGUCCCCCAAAGUGAGCAGGAUAACUACACGUCUGUCUUUGAGUUUCUUUUUUUUAUCGUUUGGCUAAUUAAUAUCUGGCUUUUUCUGAAAAGCUGACGUUGCAUUAACACAAUUUCACACUUCCUCAGCUUCGAAUGUAACUUAAAAGAAAUCAAACUCACUUCUUAUUACCACUUCAUCAAGGUAUCCUUGCUCUCCUGCACUGCACACCUUUGAAAUCACUGUGAGGAAAUUUCUUUUUGUCAAUGUCCCAAUUAUAUAAGCUGUAAGAGCAUGAUGUGAUAAUUAUGGUCAAGGUAGGAUAUUUUUAAUAGAUUAAAAAGGUUUAGUAUUCAGCGGGUAUGUCAGUAUUUCUUUAACCUUGAAUGCGGUUAUCACAUUUGCCAGUUACACACUUCACAGGUAAACUGUUGUAUUUAGAGGUACACUGAUGCAGCUUCUUUGUGUUCAUACUCUGCACCAUCACAUGAAUUUGUCUGUUUUAGAUAUGAAGGAUACUUUUAGUGGUUGGACUUGAGUUAAUAAACAUGUCAUGCUGUGUAAAAAAAAAAA
This is a messenger RNA of Morone saxatilis (striped sea-bass), 2360 nucleotides long. It is a transcript of the gene becn1, whose product is annotated as beclin 1, autophagy related. The coding region runs from base 166 to 1509 and encodes 447 amino acids. The record is from RefSeq and is a predicted model, not a curated record. Gene Ontology annotation, cellular component: phosphatidylinositol 3-kinase complex, class III, type I; phagophore assembly site; phosphatidylinositol 3-kinase complex, class III, type II. The transcript has 12 exons. Gene Ontology annotation, biological process: autophagosome assembly; autophagy; late endosome to vacuole transport. Lineage: Eukaryota; Metazoa; Chordata; Actinopteri; Moronidae.